AUGGGAUCUACACAUUCAACCACCAUGUCUCACUCUUCUACAACAUUUUCAUCACGAAUAGAUUCUUUCCUGAGAUCAGUUCAGCAGUACACUGGCAUAGCGUUUAGUUUUUUCCUUUCCUUGCACGUCAUGAAUACCAUGACAGCCAUGAUCUCUCAAACACCUAUGACACUCUUCAAAUACACAACAACUCAAAUCACGAAUCCAGGAAAUUCAACAAGAACCACCGAUUCAAACGAUGACGCUCAAGAUUCAAAGAAAAAGGACACCUUUUCUUCCAUCAUUCAAUAUUUGAAAAGGAAAAUUUAUAAUGAACCAUUACAAUUACAUCGUUAUGCAGGAUACGUCUUGCUUGUAUUAAUGCCAGUUCAUAUUACAGCGACUCGAUUCACGUAUCCUAUCGAUUCAGAAUUUUCACAAGUGACUUUUAGUAUGGAAAAAAAUCCUGGAAGAGCCAUCAUGUUACCUUAUUAUACCAUCAUGUUAAUGAGUGGAGUGUAUCAUUUGUUUUAUGGAUUGAACGCUGCUGUAUUUUCUUAUCAAUUUUCAAAGAAGAGUUUAUUUGGAAUGUUUGGUGUUGUAUUUACUUUGGCAUUUAUUGGUUUUUUAGGUGCAGGAGGAGUAUUGUAUCCUGAUCGAAUUGAUCGAACCAAUUAUUCCGUAUGGGAAAAACCACAACUAAUGCAAUGA
Messenger RNA from Naegleria lovaniensis, 690 nucleotides. RefSeq lists its product as uncharacterized. Gene Ontology annotation, cellular component: membrane. The transcript has 2 exons. NCBI's taxonomy places the organism in Eukaryota, Heterolobosea, Eutetramitea, Acrasida, Naegleriidae. The record is from RefSeq and is a predicted model, not a curated record. Bases 1 to 690 code for a protein of 229 amino acids.